This is a messenger RNA of Triticum turgidum subsp. durum (durum wheat), 534 nucleotides long. Lineage: Eukaryota; Viridiplantae; Streptophyta; Magnoliopsida; Poales; Poaceae. The record is from the annotation of a GenBank genome assembly.
AUGGCUAACAGCCUUUCGACUAAUCUCACUGGUUGUCACUUAUUCUUCCAGAUUUUUGUGCUUGACAACGUUGACCUUGGCAUUUUCAAUAAACCGCAUAAUGUGCUUCCAAGGAUCGCCGAUUUCGACCCUGAUUCACUCCGUAAAAUGCUCACCAUGGCUCUUGACCCCGUCAAGGGAGCUACGUCGUAUUCACAUGCCAAUCUAAGAGACGCGUCAACGGUGUGUUACAUGCGUUCUAAGGUACAAGUGAAUGCCCCGUCAUCAUCAACCAGCAAGAGGGUGCAUAGGUGUGCAAAGACACCGGUUGCAGUGUCCAUGGUUAACACCACAACUCCUGUUCAUGUCUAUACAAGUCAUGCAUGCAACGACAGCGCCGCACACUCCAACAAGGCUGCACCUGGGCCACUAGAAUUUGCACACUACUUACGGGAGAAGUACCCGCAUCUCGUAGCCGAUGAGUUAACGAUGAUGCUAAAACAUCAGAAUUCAAGGAUGAUAAUGCAGUUGACACAGGCUGGCAACUCCAUAUAG